Staurois parvus is the source of this 293-nucleotide messenger RNA. Lineage: Eukaryota; Metazoa; Chordata; Amphibia; Anura; Ranidae. The record is from the annotation of a GenBank genome assembly.
UCGGCCGAUUUUGCCGAUCGGCCGAUUUUCGCGGCAAUGAUGGGCAAAUCGGUCGAUUUUUUACCGAUAAAAAAUCUGCGCAUGAGCAGUGACCUGCAAGAGGAAGACAAAAAGAAGAAAAGAAGAAGAGGAUGAAGAAGAGGAAGAAGAAGAGGAUGAAGAAGAAGAGGAUGAAAAAGAAAAAGAGGAUGAUGAAGAAGAAGAAGAAGGAGAAGAGGAUGAUGAAGAAGAGGAAGAUGAAGAAGAAGAGGAUGAUGAUGAAGAAGAAGAAGAGGAUGAAGAAGAAGAAGAGG